Messenger RNA from Clonostachys rhizophaga, 1371 nucleotides. NCBI's taxonomy places the organism in Eukaryota, Fungi, Ascomycota, Sordariomycetes, Hypocreales, Bionectriaceae. The record is from the annotation of a GenBank genome assembly.
AUGGCCGCUGCAACCGUCGCCGUCCCGGCUCCACUGCCACUCGGCAAGGUGUUUUCCACAACGCCCGCCGCCCAGCCACCACCUGGCCAGCCAGAUAUUGCAUACCACCCGGACUGGGACAAAUACCAGGCCCGUGCAGCCCGCCGCACACAAACUGAAGAUCUCCCCAAGACUCUGCCUGAGGGUUUCCCCAAGGAGCUCAAGGGUGAUCUAGUCUGGGAGGGGGAGACUAUCGCCCAAAAAUACGACUGGACGUACGUGCUAUCGGCUGAUCAGCUAGCGGAAAUCGACAGUGCCCUCGCGCACUUCAAGUGUGAGUGUUCUUCAAGCGUGAUUUGCAUCGACGAUACCGCGGAACAAGCUGACAUUAAAUCAGCUCUUAAUCUCGCCAAGGGCUACAUCACGCAGGAGACGUUCCCCCUGCCCAACUUGCAUGCAGAGCUCCGCCGUCUGUCCCAUGAACUGCAUUUUGGUCACGGAUUCUUCGUCAUUCGUGGCCUUGACGUUGAUAAGUAUACCCGCGAGGAGAACAUCAUCAUCUACACUGGUGUCUCCUCACAUAUUGGCUCCAUCCGCGGCAGACAGGACGCAUAUUUCGAGGGUAAGCGCGCCGACGUCGUCGUCGGGCAUGUCAAGGAUGUUAGAUCCGGACUCGGUGAGAACCGGGACAAAGACAAGGUGAAAAUCGGCACUCCGGCAUACACAGCCGACAAGCAGGUCUUCCAUACCGACUCAGGCGACAUCGUCUCGCUUUUCGCGCUCUCAACGGCCGCCGAGGGAGGCGCCAGCCGUCUGGCUAGCACGUGGCGCGUAUACAACCAUCUGGCCGCAACGAGGCCCGACCUCAUCCACACCCUGAGUGGAACAUGGGAGGCGGAACUCUUCACCAAGACCGUUGACGACAAGGACAAGUUCAUGAGCCGGCCACUGUUGUACCACCAGCCCGCCAGCGCCGAUGGUAAGACCCCCGACAGGGUGCUCCUCCAAUAUGGCAGGCGGUACUAUGUAGGGUUCGGGGAGCUGCCGCGCAGCAGCCAUCUGCCGCCUAUCACCGAGGCACAGGCCGAAGCUCUCGACGCUCUGCACUUCCUGGGUGAGAGAUUUAGCGUAUCAACCAACUUCGAAAAGGGUGAUAUGCAGUACGUCAACAACGUGGCCAUCUUCCACGCCCGUGAUGGCUUCACCGAUACACCGGACAAGCAGAGACAUCUGCUGCGCCAGUGGCUACGCGACCCUGAGAACGCGUGGGAGACUCCCGAACCGCUUGCCUCGAGAUGGGACCGUGUGUACGGCGGCGUGACUCCCGAGUUACAAACCUUCCCGCUCGAGCCUCACACCCGUAGCGAGAGCACGCCCGGUGGUAAGAAGUGA